AUAUUUUCUUUUUAAUAUAUGAGUUCGGGGUCAACCCAGUGACGAAUGAUUGUGAACCGGACAAACCGCAAUGCAAAACAAUGGCCCUAGGGUUCAAGAAUUAACAGUUGAAUUGCUGAACAGUUAUCCAUCUCAAGGGAUGGUGUUUCUGUGAUUAUUCACCACUUCGAAGAGCUUUCGGAUCAAAUUCGUCUCUUGCCCCUCUGCACUCUUUUGGGUUUUCUCCUAUUGAAGUACCUAAUAGGUGAUUGUUUCAAUCCAAGACUGCAUUUCUGUAAAGCAUGAAGAGAUCAAUAGCAUGGGAUGAUCAGGUGGAUGUCAUAUUAUCAGACGAAUCCUCUUCUUCUUCUGAUGCAAAUGAUGAUGGGUCUGGCAGCAACCAGUCAAAUAGCAACUUCACAAUUGAUCAACCUCCCGAAGAAAAAAGUUCUGAAGAAACGGUGAUCAGAAGGGCACAAAUGUAUCAAAACUAUAUGAAGCAGAUUCCAAUCCCCACCCUUCGCGGUUCUGUUAUUCCAUUUAACUCAUGGACUGGAUUAUCCAAAUCCAUUAAGAAGUUAUAUGGGCAACCCCUGCAUUAUCUCACCAAUAUUCUGCUAAUCCAGUGGGACAAAAUGAGAAUUGGUGGCGAGGAUGAAGAUAGACCAUUGGAUACCAUCUUUCAUCCUUGUAAAGCUGAAGCCAACAUUUGGCUGAUUGAAGAAGUUCAUCGCGGCACCACAUCCCAUCAUCAUCUAGCAAAACUCUGGCUCUCUGACCCAAUGCCCCAUGCUUUUAUUGAUCCCAUUUUCCCUAGACUAUGAAGAUAGUACAGGAAAACUAUUCUCUCAGCACCACUGGUAUGUAGGGGUUUUAUUUUCUUUUUCUUCUUUUUUUUUUAAAUUUAUUUUCCGAAUAUCAUUAGCCGUGGCCUUGAUUGGUGAAUUCAUUGAAACAUAAUUCAAUUUUUUCGUGAUUCACUU
Molecule: messenger RNA, 962 nt
Organism: Camellia sinensis
Lineage: Eukaryota; Viridiplantae; Streptophyta; Magnoliopsida; Ericales; Theaceae
Gene: RDM1
Product: RNA-DIRECTED DNA METHYLATION 1
Biological process (GO): gene silencing by siRNA-directed DNA methylation
Cellular component (GO): RNA polymerase V complex; nucleus
Source: RefSeq, a predicted model, not a curated record